Molecule: messenger RNA, 858 nt
Organism: Cynoglossus semilaevis (tongue sole)
Lineage: Eukaryota; Metazoa; Chordata; Actinopteri; Pleuronectiformes; Cynoglossidae
Product: nucleoside diphosphate kinase-like
Exons: 5
Coding region: 115-573 (152 amino acids)
Biological process (GO): UTP biosynthetic process; GTP biosynthetic process; CTP biosynthetic process
Molecular function (GO): nucleoside diphosphate kinase activity
Source: RefSeq, a predicted model, not a curated record
CGUAGAUCAGGCUCCGCCUUGUCCUAUAAAAGGCUGCUGCGCUGCCGCCAUUAUUCCUCUCACACGUUCUUCAGGAUCAGUGCUGCUGUCACCUCACCGUCACUGCUAAGAAUCAUGGCUGACCAAAAGGAGCGCACCUUCAUUGCCAUCAAGCCCGACGGUGUCCAGCGGGGCCUGAUUGGAGAGAUCAUCAAGAGGUUCGAACAGAAAGGCUUCAAACUGGUGGCCAUGAAGAUGGUUCAUCCCUGUCAGGACCUGCUGCAGCAGCACUACGCUGACCUGAAGGAGAAACCUUUCUUCCCCUCCCUCAUCGAGUACAUGAGCAGCGGACCUGUGGUUGCCAUGGUGUGGGAAGGUAAAGGUGCUGUGAAGACCGGCCGUGUGAUGCUGGGGGAGACCGACCCUGCUAACUCCAAACCCGGAACCAUCAGAGGAGACUUCUGCAUUGUAGUUGAUAGGAACAUCAUCCACGGCAGUGACUCAGUGGAAAGUGCCAAAAAAGAGAUCAGCCUGUGGUUCAAGGAUGACGAGCUGGUCCUGUACACCCCCUGUGCCCAUGCCUGGCUCUACUGAUCUGACUCGGCCCAGUCAGGGUUCUGUUGCAGACCGUCACCACUGAGCCUUCAGACUCAGACUUUUCUGUCUUUGUUUUUCCAUACAAAUGACUUCAACAUUCCCAGUCCUGCAGUGCCCUGCUCACUGUCCUCAUACUGGUACUGAAACCAGUUCUGUCCUAGGUCAGGUCUACAUUCCUGAGUUUAGUCCCCCAUAGUAACAUUCCACGGUUUGUUUGUUUUUUCAUGAUCACAGGUUGUUGGUUUGAAUGUUUCUUACCAAUAAAACUCACAGAAUUCCAAA